Messenger RNA from Necator americanus (New World hookworm), 1374 nucleotides. RefSeq lists its product as uncharacterized. Lineage: Eukaryota; Metazoa; Nematoda; Chromadorea; Rhabditida; Ancylostomatidae. The coding region runs from base 1 to 1374 and encodes 457 amino acids. Gene Ontology annotation, cellular component: mitochondrion. The transcript is spliced from 11 exons. Gene Ontology annotation, biological process: positive regulation of ceramide biosynthetic process. Gene Ontology annotation, molecular function: protein binding. The record is from RefSeq and is a predicted model, not a curated record.
AUGGAGUCCGAGGGGUCUACCGGGGUCGAGUUGGUGCGCCGGCACCAGAUUCCUAAGAAUCAAAGACGUCCUGAGGAACCGGAGAUGCUUUCGCCAUGCCGUCCGACGUCUGAGACGGCAGGGCCCAGUGUGCAGGGUACUGAGGCAGCUUUCCGAUUCCGAGGAUUGUCGAACUCCUUCUCAGCUUGGGAGACCCUGCCGGAGGACGAACCUCCGCUGUGCAUCGCAGUUCGACGCCCAGUGUCACCUCCACGCCACUAUGAGGCGAGCCUCUUGAAAAGAAAUUUGAAAGUUGGAUUUACGAUGUAUGAGCAAGAGGAGGGAAAUGGCUCUUGGGAGAAUGUAGAAACAACACAGGAAGUGUCGGGGGAAGGUAACGCAUCUGCCAGAGACGAUGGAGAGAAUCGAGAUGUAGAAGUGUGGACAGCCCCUUCAUCACCCACGAAUGAACGAAGCAACUAUAAACCUAGUUUGUUUUCUCUGGCUCAGGUGUCAUCUAAGUUAGGUGAGCUUUGGUCUUCAGCUAGGGAAAGCAUCUUUGGAGAAGACUAUUGGAUCCCCUCAGAUCCGAAUGAGAUCACCUUGUUUCCUCUGGAACUUCUUCGAGCACAUAAGGUUUUGUUUCCUGCACAUGAUAGUGAAUGUUUGCUUAGAGUUGUUCAAGGGUCGUUUAAAAACAAACCCGCAGAGCCAUUACAUCAUGUAGUUUUCUCUCUUACUGAUUCACCUGAUUCGCCUGCUUACAGCCUUUUUCGAUCUGCUGUGCUAGAAGAUGCGGUGGACCUUUGUCGUCGGUGUUUGGAAUGCCACAUCCUUUUCAGGCUCUUAGAUCGCUCAACAGAAACCAAAAAGCCCAUUCAAAACCUAAUGGCCAAGUUGAAACAGUAUCCUCUUUAUCGAAUGAUCCAUAUUGCCAUUGCUUGUGACCGGCAAGACCUAUUCACUGAUGCCAAUCUUGACUAUUUGAAUAAGAUGAACUCUUCCUUUCAAAGCCUUAUGAAAGUGAUGGUCCAGCCAGAAGGCAAAUAUCCUUUGCUUUUGGCCAUUGAAAUGGGUCGCCUAAAUAUAGUGCGAAGAAUGCUAACAAUGGGUGCAGAUGUACUGGUGAAAGACAUUAAUGGGAACAAUGCCAUUCAUUACGCCUCACUUGCCAGCGUCCAGAUGCUAGAGUUGUUGUGGGAAUUCGAAAGCUGCCAUGCACUCAUCAAUCAGACUAAUAAUGAAGGAUACGUGCCGGUCAUGUUGGCAAUACGAGCAGCAAAUCCACGUUGUUUCGCUACUCUUCUCAACUUCGGUGCGGAGCUGAGUAUGCGUGUGCAAGGACGCAAUCCUCUAUUCGAAGCCAUGCAAAGCAAAGGAAAGAAUACUGAGUGA